Messenger RNA from Amphibalanus amphitrite, 2192 nucleotides. RefSeq lists its product as uncharacterized. The record is from RefSeq and is a predicted model, not a curated record. The annotation marks the transcript as partial. Lineage: Eukaryota; Metazoa; Arthropoda; Thecostraca; Balanomorpha; Balanidae. The transcript has 3 exons.
AGCAACUGACGUCUGGCGGCCUGGUUCGGCUGCCACCCACCCCCACCCUCGUGCCACCCUCGCCCACGUGCAAGCUGGAGCCGUGCGCCACGUGCAGGAGCGAACGGGAUGCGGAAAACACGUGGCGAGAGAAGGCAAUCAACGGAGAUGCCCUCUUCAGAGAACGCAGCUGGAGCUUCAAUCUGUUUGACAACGCGCAUCAGGUAUACAAGACCAGCGCCACCAAGCAGGGUCUGAUCGCCAAGCUGACCAAGAAGGGUCGGGGUCGGUCCUGUGGUGUGGCCGAGGUGCGGGGCUCAGACAGCUGCUCGCUGCGGGCACUCCUGUCACCGUCUGACGAAUCCGCCUGGCUGGGAGGGGCCACCAACAACAGUCGCAUCUGUGAAGAUGACGUCAUUGAGAUGCACGAGCACCAGUCCUCUCUACCACUGCAGCCGAGCCAGAGGGCGCCGGCGGCGGCCCGACCGACGCCCCAGCUGCGGGAAUCUGUCCUCACCGUGUCGGAGCGAGCUGGAGCGUCCUGUCGCUCCGGACCCUGCGUGUCACUCAUCAAAGCAGACGCCGCGUGAGGGGCGCCGGGCGCGACGUGACGGGCGCCUGUGAGAGUCUCUUCGAGAUGUCUAGAUGGAUCUAUCACAGCUGAUGACUGAUGAGUGAUGGAGAUGAUGUGGUCUUGAAGUGAGGCCAUCUGAGACGCCACGAACCAUCCCUGGGCUGCGUUCUUUGUAAAAAGAUCGAAGAACGAUAGAGCGCAACAACGUGAGGGGUGUUCUGAAGGGACUCAAAGCGCCCUCUUGCAGUCGAGAGUCCUGGGGUAGUGAACGGCGACGGAAUCCGAGAGGGCGCUGCGGUAAAAUGAGAGACGACGCUGAAACUGAGCCAGAACUGUCGCUGGAGCAGAAAGUCGAUGGAAACGCUGCAGGGGGUCCACACCGUUCUGUGCUUCUAUCCUCAGGAUACUGAAAUCCUUCUCCUCCACGCCGCAACCCCACUCCGGGCUGGACAGGCAACUUUAUCUCAUGCGGGCUGCUCCCUUGGAGCGGCACCGCUGCUCCCGAGGGAGCGCACCCCGUAGCCGGGUGCAGUGAGUGCCUUGGGGCUGGGUGGCCUGUCCUCUGGACGGGCUCAGCCCCGGCGACUCACUAGGGUGCCUGCCCAGACCAAUGUCUCCCCCUAAUUCCUAUCAUCCUUCUGGCUCUGCAAUGGUCUUGUCGACCGAAAGGGCCUAACCCAACAAAACAAAAAAAAAACAGGGGGGUCCGAGACGCCACUAUGACGAUGCUAAAUGUUUCUCGUCUGUUCAAAGGAGGUAUUGGUGAAGAGGGUAGUUCUCCGUGGAGGACGUAGUGAGGUACCUGAAGGAGGCUAGGCACAGCGCAGGACUCAGAUGGAUCGAAACAUAUUAUAUGUUCUAUGUAUUUUUAGAGUAUGCCGCACAAGCUCGAUAGCCGCAUAUUAUUCGUUCAAAGAGGUGCGACAUUUGAAAGGUAUUGUAUACGUGGGAAUCGUUCCUUCCUGUUCGCGUGUGUGUUGCUGUUGAUUUCAUGUAAAGGUAAUGUUUGACAGUCUAGGAAUAGUUGUCAAGAAUCUACGGUGUGAUCAUAGAUGGGUAGGUACUUACUACAGUAAAGCAUGAACAUGUGCUAGUCAAGAGAUUUAUAUGAUCUCAUUUCAGGUGACCUUGAACAUGAACUGUAUCUUGUGUGGGAUGUGAUUAUAGACGUAUGGUAGUGCGAAACGAGAUUAAUAGUGUACUGGUGAUUUAAUGCUUGUGCCGUAUGGCACACUCGUCUUCGUUCGGUGCUUUAUAGUGUAACUGGUAUCGCCAUUUUUAACCAGAAACCAAAGCUUUAUUGUGAUACGCGUUUUUGCAACUAUUUAUUGAAACAGUCUUUCUUGAGUUAUGUAGUUUGUUUUAUAUUUUUUGUUUGAAAGGGUUUCGUAGUUUUCCUAGAUCAGUGUCUAAAAAAGAUGUCCCUCUUGUCCAUGGAGACUUACUUCAGUACUAAAAGUUUCGAAUAUUACAGAUUGUGUGUUCUGUGUAUGAAUUAUCGGUGUUCAUAAAUGUUUGGUGUGUACCUAUAUUGUGUAACCAAUUAUGGGCAUUACCGGUGUCUCGCGUGUAAUUCGUUGUGAUGUGAUCAGCGACUGAUGCUCAUUGGGUGCUUUAGAUGAACAAUUAUCACCUGGUG